AUCCUGGGCCCGGACGCACCGCCCGACAUCCGCCUCGACCGGGCCCACCGAGCACUGGGGCAGGCCAGACCGGACGGCAGACCCAGGGACGUGGUGUGCUGCUUCCAUUCCUUCCCGCUAAAGGAGCAGGUCAUGACAGCGGCCCGGAAAAUGCUGACCAUCAAAUUUCAAGGAGCGGACCUGGCACUCUUCCAAGACCACUAA
This is a messenger RNA of Pelobates cultripes (western spadefoot toad), 204 nucleotides long. The record is from the annotation of a GenBank genome assembly. NCBI's taxonomy places the organism in Eukaryota, Metazoa, Chordata, Amphibia, Anura, Pelobatidae.